Molecule: messenger RNA, 1669 nt
Organism: Cladocopium goreaui
Lineage: Eukaryota; Dinophyceae; Suessiales; Symbiodiniaceae
Source: the annotation of a GenBank genome assembly
AAUAUGUCAGCACCAUUCGGCCGUAUAGCAUGUUGCCAAGAUUGCGCCAGAAAUGGAGCAAAGGAGCGAGCCUCGCACAAGCGACAGCAAGCAGGAGUCCAGCUUCGCAUUCUUCUUCGACACCGAACCAAGGACUAUUCAAGAGCAAUCGGUCGAAGAAGAAGAUGAGGAGGUACCAAAUGCAGAGUCUGCCCUCAGGGUGCAGUCAUCUAGCGAAGAUGGCCACGAAGCAGGACCUGUGGCCUACCAGCUGCCGCGGAAAAUCCACAUCUACUUCUCAGACACUGGCGGUGGACAUCGAGCAUCGGCGCUUGCGCUGGAGGCUGCUCUUGAGAAGCAAUAUGGCAGCCAGGUGUCGGUUGAGUUAAUCGACUUCUUCCGUGCGGCCAUGCCAUGGCCACUGUCCCAAGCGCCUGAGACAUACCAGACCUUGGGCAAUUUUCCAUCCGUCUACAAGCGUGCAUGGGACUACGAUCAAGAUAGCGAAAAGUGGCAAGACACAACGAGCUACCAAUGGAUGUGGAGCUACAGCAAGGAACACAUCGUGAAGUACCUCCAGCCGCUUGAUUUGGAUCUGGUCAUUUCGGUUCAUCCUCUGAUUCACCAUUUGGUGAUAGAAGCCUUGGAGGAGAUUUCUCGAGGUAGCGACGUUCCGCGCGAGGACAUUCGGUUGCCAGUCGUCACAGUGGUUACUGAUUUGGGAUCUGCACAUCUUUCCUGGUUUGACCCUCGGGUCGACUUGCUCUUUGUGCCUAGUCAGGAGAUCUAUCAGCUGGCAAUCAAGCACUGUGUACCAAAGGGGAAGAUCAAUCUCUCGGGUCUGCCUCUUCGAGAAGGCUUCUGGUCAGCAGAUCCUAUUCGACCUGAAGAGAAAAAACGGCUCCAGGAGCAAUUGGGUCUACGCCCAACUGAGCGACCAGAGGUGGUUUUACUCAUGGGUGGGGGAGAAGGCUUUGGUCGGCUGAACGAUGUUGCGUGUGCAAUUGGAGAUACCUUGAUAGGUUUGGGCUACGGACAGCUGGUCGUUGUGUGUGGGAGGAAUGAAGAGGCUCGCAAGUUUCUCUCUGAGAGAAAGUGGAUGUCUCGACAACUUGGGGAGUGGCUGUUCGAACCCUUAAUCCUUGGCUUUGUGAAGAACAUUGACGAGUAUAUGACCGCUGCUGAUUGUCUAGUGACUAAGGCUGGUCCAGGAUCAAUUGCCGAAGGCAUGAUCAAAGGCUUGCCAUGCCUUCUCACGGCCUUUGUUCCUGGACAAGAGGAGGGCAACAUUGGCUAUGUCACAGAGAAUGACGCUGGUGCCUAUGUGUCAGAUGAGGAACCAGAACAGAUUGCAGAAACGAUUGCAGAUUGGCUUGCAGAUCCUGAACGCCUUCAAACGAUGUCAGAAAAUGCGCGACGUUUGGCGAAGCCAGACGCAGCUUUGCAGAUUGCUCGCAGAAUCUGUGAUGGUCUUCUUGAUCUUGGUGUUGAGCUCAAAGAGGUGAAAGCAAGCGAUUUCCAAAGCUCGAACCGGGAAAAGUUGCUCGAACGGAAGGAAAAGCGGCAAGCGAGACGCCGGGCUGAUGGCGAGGGCAACAAGGUUUGUGAGCCAGAUGAUCAAGGAGACACUGAUUCAGCCUCUUAGUUCUCGGCAAUUCUCCAGGCUUUUACUUUUGGAGGGCCAUUUAUU